AUGACAAAGGAACUUAUAAAGAUGGACGAUGGUCCAAAGAAGAUUGGACACAUACAAUUUGGUAUAUUGUCACCGGAUGAUAUGAUCAGAUUGUCACACGUGGAGAUUAUCAAUAGAGAACUGUUCAAUCAGGAGAAGAGAACAGCAAUGGCAUAUGGAUGUUUGGACAACAGACUGGGCACAUCAGACAAGUCUGUCAUUUGUCAAACAUGUGGCCUCAGCAUCGUCGACUGCGUCGGUCAUUUUGGCUACAUCGAGCUACAACUACCCGUCUUCCACAUUGGUUACUUCAAGAACAUCACAAACAUACUUCAAAUGAUAUGCAAGAACUGUGCAUGCAUAUUGUUGGACGAGGACAAGAAACAGCUAUUCCUUCGAAAGAUACGUAAUAGGAAGUUGGACGUAUUGCAGCGAAGAUCACUGCUCAAGAAGAUAUAUACAGAGUGUAGGAAGAAGAAGACAUGCCCAAGAUGUAAUAGUGUGCAGGGCUCAGUGAAGAAGGUGUCGGCGCUGAAGCUGAUCCACGAGCGAUACAAGGGCAAGAAUGACGAGUACAUUCGCGACUUUAUCUCCAACUUUGACGAGGCGAUCAAGUACAACUCGGAGCUUAAGGCGCACAUCAAGAAGGCACAGGAGGACCUCAACCCGCUGGUCGUGCUCAACCUGUUCAAGCGCAUCAGCUUCCAGGACACCGAGCUGCUCGACAUGAGCCCCGAGCUGGGUCGUCCCGAGCGCCUCAUUCUCACGCAUCUUCUGGUGCCACCCGUCUCGAUCCGUCCGUCCGUGCCCAUGGACGGCGGCAGCGGCUCCAACGAGGACGACCUCACCAUGAAGCUGUCGGACAUACUUCACAUCAACGAGCACAUUCGCUCGAACGUCGACAAGGUGGACAUGGGCGCCAUCAUGGAGGACUGGGACUACCUGCAGGCGAGCUGCGCCAUCUACAUUAACAGCGAGCUGCCCGGCCUGCCGCUGCAUCUGAAGCCACAGAAGCCGAUUCGUGGCCUUUCGCAGCGGCUCAAGGGCAAGACUGGACGUUUCCGUGGCAAUCUCUCGGGAAAGCGUGUCGACUUCUCGGGCCGUACAGUCAUUUCGCCAGACCCCAAUCUCAACAUUGAUGAGGUGGCCGUGCCUCAUCUGAUCGCGCUCACCAUGACGUUCCCCGAGCGCGUCGCCGAGUACAACCUCAAGCGUCUUCAGCGCUACGUACUGAACGGACCCGACAAGCAUCCAGGCGCCAACUACAUCAUCUACGCGGACGGCGAGAAGAAGUGGCUCAAGUAUGGCAACAGAGAGAAGUUUGCCGCUGAGCUGAAGCCAGGCGACAUUGUGGAGCGACAUAUCAUUGAUGGCGACGUCGUGCUGUUCAACCGUCAGCCCUCACUGCACAAGCUGUCGAUUAUGGCGCACAAGGCCCGUGUGAUGCCAUGGCGCACACUGCGAUUCAACGAGUGUGUGUGCACACCAUACAACGCCGACUUUGAUGGUGAUGAGAUGAAUCUCCAUCUGCCGCAGACUGAGGAGGCGCGUGCCGAGGCACUCAUCCUGAUGGGUGUCACCAACAACCUGAUCACACCGCGUAACGGUGAGCCCCUUGUGGCCGCCACACAGGACUUCUUGACAUCGUCCUACCUCAUAUCAAGGCGCGACGCCUUCUACGACCGUUCGCGAUUCGCACACAUGUGCACGCAUUUUGCCGAUGCAUACGAGCAUAUCGACCUGCCACCGCCCGCCAUCAUGAAGCCCAUGGAGCUGUGGACGGGCAAGCAGAUCUUUGAAGUGCUUCUCAGACCUUCGAUCAGGUCGCACGUGCUCGUCAACCUCGAGACCAAGUCCAGGACGUACGAGAAGAACCUGUUCAUGUGUCCACGCGACGGAUACGUGUGCUUCAGGAACAGCGAGCUGAUGUGUGGCUCGAUCGACAAGGCCAUCAUCGGUGGUGGCAACAAGAACUCACUGUUCCACAUCCUGAUGCGUGACUUUACGCCAGCCAUUGCUGCCAACUGCAUGACCAGGUUGGCCAAGCUGUGUGCGCGAUUCCUGGGCGACCAGGGAUUCUCCAUCGGUAUCCCCGACGUCAAACCCUCGGUCGACCUCAACGCCAAGAAGGAUGCGAUCAUUGCUCGUGGAAAUGACAAGUGUGAGGAGUUCCUCGACGCUUACCGCAAGGGCCAGAUGGCAGCGCAGUCAGGUUGCUCAGUGGAGCAAACGCUCGAGGCCAAGAUGAACAGCGUGCUGUCAGAGAUUCGUGACGAGUGUGGUAAGCUGUGCGUCAAGGAGCUGCCGCAUUUCAACUCGCCACUGAUCAUGGCGCUGUGUGGUUCCAAGGGAUCCAACAUCAACAUUGCCCAGAUGAUAGCCUGUGUCGGCCAACAGACUGUGAAUGGCACGCGUAUUCCCAACGGCUUCACCAACAGGACGACGCCGCACUUCAAGAUCAACGCCAAGGAGCCACCCGCAAAGGGCUUCGUCGCCAACAGCUUCUACACUGGCAUGAUUCCCACCGAGUUCUUCUUCCAUACGAUGGGAGGUCGUGAGGGUCUGGUCGAUACAGCUGUCAAGACUGCCGAGACUGGAUACAUGCAGAGACGUCUGAUGAAGGCCCUCGAGGACCUCUCCACACAGUAUGACUACACCGUGCGAGACUCAAUUGGAGGCAUCGUGCAGUUCACUUACGGUGAUGACGGUCUUGACCCUGCCGGUAUGGAGGCCAAGGACCGUCCAGUCGACUUCUUGCGUGCAAUGAUGAGUGUCAAGGCCACCAAGCAGUUCAGGAACGAGCCAUCACUCAAGCCAUACGAGAUCAGGAAGCUGCUAGAGGUCAACCUGCAGAGCAACAAGUUCUCGCAGUGCUCCGACCUGUUCAAGGACGAGAUCAGAACAUUCUUCAACGGCAAGCCCAAGCAAGAGGGAUACAUCGAGGAGCUGGUCAGACUGCGCAAGGCACUCGGCCUGCCCACAUACUUUGAAGACGGCGAUGUAGAGAUGGACUUGGACGUGUUUGAGCCCACAGACAACGACGAAGACAGGACCAUCUCGACAAAGGCCACCGAGAAGGUGAUCGAUCAGAUACACAGAAUGACGACCUCACAGCUCGACAUUUUCUUGGAGAUCUGUCUGGACAAGUAUAACCGCGCCAAGAUCGAGCCAGGCACAGCAGUGGGCGCCGUCGGCGCACAGAGUAUUGGAGAGCCAGGUACACAGAUGACACUCAAGACAUUCCAUUUUGCUGGUGUAGCCAGUAUGAACGUCACUCUGGGAGUGCCUCGUAUCAAGGAGAUCAUCAACGCCGCCAAGACAAUCAGCACACCCAUCAUCACAGCGACGCUCAAUUGCGACAACGACAUUAGAUCGGCACGUAUCGUCAAGGGUAGGAUCGAAAAGACUACCCUUGGCCAAGUGGCCCUAUUCAUCAAGGAGGUGUUCCGCAAUGGAGGAUGCUACAUCGCCGUCAAGCUCGACCGUAACUUUAUCGAGUCACAUCAAUUGGACAUUGAUGGUGAGUCCAUCAAGAAGUCCAUCCUCUCUGCCAAGCUAAAGGUCAAGGAGAAGAACAUUAGUGUCAAGGAUGACAAGCUGAGGAUCACUCCACCUGACGCCACAAGGGAGUUGAUGCUGUACUCAUUGCAAUUCCUCAAGAACAACCUUCCAAACGUCAUUGUGAGAGGUAUCCCAACGGUGAACCGUGUGGUCAUCUCAAAGAUCGAUGAGAAGCUGGAGAAGUAUCAACUGUUGGUCGAAGGAUACGACCUCUGCCAUGUGAUGGCCACGGCUGGCAUCAAGGGCACACACACAACCUCCAACCACAUCAUGGAGGUGGAGAAGGUGCUAGGCAUCGAAGCGGUGCGCGCCACCAUCAUGUCAGAGAUCCAGAUGAUUAUGACGAGUCACGGCAUGUCCAUCGACAGCAGACACGUCAUGCUACUCUCUGAUCUGAUGUCGUUCAAGGGUGAGAUCCUAGGAAUCACAAGAUUCGGCAUUGCCAAGAUGAAGGAGUCCGUGCUGAUGCUGGCGUCCUUUGAGAAGACCACCGACCAUCUCUUUGACGCGGCCGUGCAUCGACGUCAAGAUGACAUUGUCGGUGUGUCCGAGUGUAUCAUCAUGGGUAUUCCAGUUCCACUUGGUACCGGUCUAUUCAAGUUACUCUACAGUUCCCGCAAGACCAACCUACCCAGGAAGCAAUUGUUAUUGAAUGACAAAUAA
Messenger RNA from Acytostelium subglobosum LB1, 4203 nucleotides. RefSeq lists its product as hypothetical. The coding region runs from base 1 to 4203 and encodes 1400 amino acids. The transcript is spliced from 4 exons. The record is from RefSeq and is a predicted model, not a curated record. Gene Ontology annotation, molecular function: DNA binding; DNA-directed RNA polymerase activity. Gene Ontology annotation, biological process: DNA-templated transcription. NCBI's taxonomy places the organism in Eukaryota, Evosea, Eumycetozoa, Acytosteliales, Acytosteliaceae.